UACGGUGCGCAGUGUGAAUUUUGACUGUGUUUCUUUACGUUCGGUGGUUUUCAUAAGUAUCGCGUAAAUUUAUUGCUUUUUACUUCUAAAUAGGUAACUGCCGUUUCCAGUGGUAAUUAGUAGUGCGAUUUGUUUAAUUUCGGUUGUUCAAAGAAAAUAUUGGUUCCUGCAGUGUGUUAAUUUCGCACAAACAGGCAUCUGCCUUUGGAUAUCACAUAUCAUAUAAUUUCCUCUUUUACGAUAAUGUUUGGUGCAUAUUAAGGUGUAACAGAAAUAAACAAGAGUUCGGAGAGUUUGUUUCAAAGUGCGGAUCAGUUACCAACAUUUCACUGGGCAUCUCAUGUGACGAGAGUGGCGAGUUACGAUUUCUGUGGCAUUGAAUUUUUUUUAUCGUGAUUUGCAUUGUGGCUUGCUCCACACAAUUAUGGCGAAACCUGUGCUGGUGUGACAGUGAAAGAGUUAUCUAUCGAAAAAGUUGCUGUAUGAUUCCGAUUAGCUACGACUAAACACGCACCGUUCGGAUAUGAAAGCUUGACCGUGCGAAAUUGUAUCGUUCUUGCUAAAACUACGUAUUUUCCCCUGAAGUUUGUACCAAACAGCACCGAAACCGUUUGUUCGCGUUGGGAAAGUGUCAAAUCCGGAAGAGUGUGCCGAAGGCGAAAGAAAGGCCCUACCAAUAGUGUGAGUGCUGGGUGCUAUCGCCUUACGGAGAAUCGAUUUCCUGGCAAGAGAGUUUGUUUUGUAUCACGUGAAAGAAUAGUAGCCUGGUCGUGGGAUGUAGAAUGUCAAAAAAUUGACAGAUGGCAGUGAUGGAGAUUGAAAUUUGUGGCUUUUGUUGACAACAGAAAAAAAUCAUCGGUGCUUGUACCUGAUCGCGAGGGCCUACGCGUUAUCGCCUAUAUGAAACUUGCUUUUGUGAUAAGAAGAGUGAAGUGUUUAUUUUUGAUAGCAAACCAGAGUGGAAUCAGUCGUAGAGAAGAGACUAUUUAUCUGUAGAUUGUGUGAUUCAUAACGUAUAGUUUUCGUUUUUCUGGAUGUGCCUGCGAUCAUGGUGAAAGAAAAAAAGGUUUCUGCUCACUGUUACGAUGAGUUCUUCGGUCCAUGAAUAUCCGUGUAGUCUGAAGCUUCGACCAGAAGAUUGUUAGGAUACUUGCGUAUCAGGUGCGUGUGUUCUGGUUUACCGAUUUACUUAGGUCGAAGAGCUGCGACAUGGCUGAGAAAUCGUCCCGGUCAGUUCCGAUUUGCCCUCCGCUACCGAAGGAGCUGGUGGGUGCCGCUCGGAAGCUAUUACCGUCCGUAAAAGUGAACCGGGCCUCGAAAAAUCCACCCACUGUCGAAAAUAGCAACAACAAAAACAGUCUGGUGGCUGUUCAGUGCAGACCCGAUAGUGCGCGUCUGGGGGUGGACGGUGGGUCCGACCGGUUGUCGGUUACGCUGGAGGACAUACUGAAGACGUUCAACGCACCCAUCUCCGAGGAUCAGGCUUGGGCGUUGAUUUAUCAGAGUGCGCGUAUGUUCAAGGCCAAACUGCAGGAGACUGGCUGCCGGUUGCGGGAUUUGCGUCUGCCGGUCGAGACGCGGCAUCUGAAUGUGCACAAGGAUGGCAGCUGCUUCGUGACGGUCGGGGACAAAGACAAAAACUUUUACGUGGCUUCGUCCCAGAAAAAGAUCCUGCUAAAGCUCGGCAUCGUCGUCUACACCGCACUUGACUACAAUCUGCCCUCGAACGAAGACUGUCCCAUGUCGCACCAGCUGGAGGAGCUGAUCGAGUUCAUGACAGCCGACGACAAUGACGAUGAGGGCAUCGAGCAUGAUUCCGAGGAACCGAUCACCGACGAAGACGAGGCUGUUGUGGCAGACCACGAGGGCGACGACGACGGCGACGGGAGCGAUCAUGACCACCAGCAUCAGUGCAAUGGGGGCGAUGGCGGUGGAAUUGGUGCCCGCCGGCCCGGUCAGGGGGCGGACAAACAUCAACACAACGAUAGCAGUAAGAUGAAAUCACGACCCGAAACCAAAGAAUUGGAUCACGUGCUGGCGUUCUGCUCGUCACGGGUGUCCCCCUCCAAGCCGGAAGACCACUACCGGGCCGUAUGCCGUGCGUUGGCCACCGAAACGCUCGAGCUGAGAACGUUCCUACAGCGGGUGUGCCAGGGUGAUGCGGAAGUGCUCCGGUUGAAGGCUCAAGCGGAAACGUCCGGGAAGGAGCUGGAAAAGAUUCACUUCAACGACUGGUCGGACGACUCCAGGAUUUGGCAAGCGUUGCAAGCCCGCUUCUGGAUGCAGGUGGUAGACGAGCUGCGGCGGGGAGUUAGACUGAAAAAGAUCAACUUUUCCCGAACGCCGAUCGAGUACGAGCUGACGCCAUACGAAAUCCUGAUGGAGGACAUCCGGUGCAGAAAGUACAAUCUUCGAAAAGUGAUGGUCGAUGGUGACAUUCCGCCAAAGGUGAAAAAAGAUGCUCAUGCUGUCAUCCUUGAGUUCAUCCGAUCACGACCGCCGCUUCGGAAGGCUUCUGAGCGAAAGCUGGCUCCCCAACCACUGAAACGUGUUGCCUGUCCUCGAGAGCAGCUUCUCGAUUCAAUCCGAAAAGGACGUGUGCUGAAACCGGUGCAUCCCAAGCUGAAAACAAGACGUGUUGCUUCUAUGAUUUCGAUUGUUUUCCCAGAACUACCGUGUCAUCUCAACAAUGUAUUUUUACCAACCACACAAAUAGAUAGCGUAAAGAAAUCAUGUGAUGAAAUAGGAACUAGUAGUAACAACAGUAGUAGCGGCGGCAGCAAUAGUCAUAGCACAACAAACGUAUCAUCAACGCCAGCGCCACCGGUGGCGGCGACUGCGACCGCAUCGGCGACCAAGGGUUCCGGCAGCAGUGCGAAGGCGGCAAAAUCUUCCGUAUCGUCAUCACUCUCAACGAUGUAUUCCAACUCGCCAAGGAACACGCUAAGACUGAUUCCAGUAGAUUUUUCACUGUUUGACGAGGAUGACGAUUUCACAAUCGACACGGCACCGAACGGCGAUUUCACCAGUGGAAGUGCCAGCAGUAGCAGCAGUAGCCAAGCGAAAGCCAAUGGAACCGCGGGCAGCGGUUAUGGUCGUUAUGCAACGCUGGCUGCCGGUAGCAAACGCUACGGCAUCGGAACCAGUGACAUCAGUACAAACCUCAUCAACAAUGAGAACAAUCAGAACAACAUCAACACGGUGCUGAGGCGAACAAAGAAUAUCAUAACACAUGACGAGUACCAUAGGUUCUGUGAUAAAGCACUUGAAACAUACGACUUGGCAACGCAAUGUGAAUCGCGUCGAGCUUCCAUGCGACGGCACACCAUCAUCGGUUGUAAUCAAAACUACAAACUGGACCCACUGAGUAGUCAGUCGAUGCCACCGUCACGACCAGCAUCCCGACAAUCCGACCACGGUCAGAAUCAACCUCAGACGCAACAGCAGCAACCACCACAACAGCAGCAGUCCCGCACCAUCAUCAACGGAAGCAGCCGGCUGGCGGGAGAUCUUGUGAGUAGCAGUAAUGUCUCCUCACUGGACACCUGGACCAAAAACUCACUGGACGAACACCAGUGGAGAGACACCUUCAAUCUGAAUGAUCGACUUUCGCUGACCCUGGAAGAAAUCGUACAUAUCCGUUCGGUUAUGACCAAGGCCGAGCUGGAGGGCCUUCCGGUCGAUGUGCAUAUCAAGGAGGACGUCGAAAAGCGCAAGGUUUGCUUCCUUUGCCUACGCACGCGGUUUACCCUGUUCGCACGAGGCAUCCUAUGCAAACUUUGCCAGCGAACGGUUUGCAACAAAUGUAAUCAGAAGAUGCGGAUACCCACGGAACAUUUUCGAAAUGUCCCGGUAGUGCUGCUUUCACCCUCACUGAUGAGCAGUCCGUGUACUUCGAAUACACCGUCACCGAGCCACCAUGCCCACGGUGGUUCCGGCCCGCACAGUAUGGUGGACGAAUCGUUUCCGCGGUCACUGAUGGAGCGACUGUUGCGGCCCGAAUUAGACCGAAAGAUUCGCAACACAGUCGGCAGUGCUCCAUCGUCACCAAAGAAUCAGCGUUCAGCAUCCAGCACACCGGGUACGAGUUUACAGGGUGAACCGCUGUCGCUUCCCAGUGCUGCAACCACAAACGGUGCCAAAGAUAGUACAACAACCACCCAUGUUCACCAACUCGGCAGUGGCAGUACUGCCGCUAGCCAAAAAAGCUCCCUCAUGUCCCGCAGUAUGGAAGGUCCCAAUAGCUUACCUCCGCAGAGCCCGGCGCGACCUCACUCCAACAAUAGCACACUGGAUCGAAGUAAUUCCAGGACACGGUUCGCUAGGACGUUCACUCUCACGGCAGCGGCGACUGCUGGCCAAAGUACUGCGUUUGAUCCCCAGAAAGAACGGCUGACCGGUGAGCUGAUGGCCGUGUGCAAUGACUGUCGCAGCCUGGUGCUGGAAAUUAUCCGAUCGUCGCGUCAGACACGAUCUUCCGCGCAAAACCAAGCGCUCCGAAAUCUGACGUUGGAUCUUUCGCCCGUCUACAAGCACUGAAGCGGGAAGGAAAGUUCCCAUCCCAAUCUACUACAAGUGAAUAGUGUGCUAAGCCACGUGAAAAGUCGUGCUGUUGUUCUUGUGUUUUGUCUCUAUUUGUGUUUUCAUGGUCUCGGUACACAACUUUCAGGAAGUUGCGCUGCACUUCUCGACAGGUGCUAACGUUUUCGAAUAGUUUCCAUUACCCAAUUUAUGAAAAUCUAAUUUGGAGCCUAAGAACCGAACCAUAAUUGUAAAAAGCGAUUGGAAUCUAUUUAAUUUAUUUAUUGCUUAAUUUAUUGAACGAUCUCUCAUGUUCGGCGCGCGCACAAUCGCCAUUAAUUUUUAAUUUUAAGCGAGUUUGGUUCCUUGAGCGGAAAAAGUGAGCAACGCAUUCGAACAUGCUUUCUCGUAGCGGAAGGCAAACAAGAGACAGAAAGAUCUCUUAGAAUUAAAAAUUUUUUAGGCAGCAAUCUAUAUUUUUGAACGAUUUGAACAUGGUUGAAGUAAACUAUUAAUUAUUUUACGUAUAUUUGGAAACGAAUGCGUUCCUUCGAAUUUGAUUUUUGCCAUCUUAGUUAACUCUUUUUUUUGGAUGAAAAUACUGAAACAAUCAAACAGCUUUCGUUUGUUCCUUUUAUAACAAAAGUCAUUAAAACAAACAACACUCCUAUGCUAAUGUUGAUGAUGCCGACAUUAGUGCGAUUUAUAUUUAUUUGCUAAAAUGGACUCUGUAGGGAUGAAUGUUGAAAGGAGGCGAAAUCAAUAGUAAAAAGUGUAUUAAUUAUAAAUAGCCACGAUUUGUUGAAAUAAUAAAAGGAGAAAAAUAGUAUCCAUGUAGCGGAUUGGGAAUGAGGGAGGAUGACGUAUACAAUUAGAGCGUUUGCAAAGGUCUGAUAUACUUUUGGGCAGUUAGGGAGCACUUCCCAGGUGCUUUUUGACUUUUUCGAAGGCUCGAAAUCGUAGCUUUAUCCAGUCUGUUAUAAGUGGUGCAGUUUUGGUAUGUCAAAGAUAAUUAGCAUCGGACAGGUAUUUUUCUUUGUUACUGUUACAAUUCUAGUUGGAAAUAUUGUGAACAUUUACAGUUUUUUUGUUAAAUAAGAUAAUGAGAAGAGCUACAUUUCCUCCUUUCUACAAAUAAUUCCCACUGAUUGAAUACCGUUUCUGAUAAUGUAUGUAACUAAUUUUACCUGAUCGAUGAAAAGUAACUUCGACUCCACUAAGCACCAGUAAGAAAUAGGUUUGUUGCUAAAAAUCACAUUAAAACAUUUUAAUCUUUACCUAAUAUCUAGCCGUUCGUUCAAUCCAACUACUAGCGGAAUUUACCCGACUUCAAAAUGAUAGAGAAAAAAGAAACUGAAACGAUUUUAGCAACUACUUCAUGCAAGUGUUAGACUAAGAGGGACAAAUAUCAGUUCGACCAAGCAGAGACAGUUCUUGAUAGAAAAAUAAAGUAUAUCCAUUCAGCACUGAUUUGGCUGCGCUGUGUCGAUUCAACCUCUUUCAAAGCUACCCUGUUCCAUGUACCUAUUUAUAUCUAUAACCUCCCAAACAACAACGAUAGACUUUAACCAGAAGGAACACAAUCUCAACACACCUACCUAAUCAGUAAAUUAAUUCCACAAACUCCCACGAAUUCUGUACACACAUGAAUAAAAACAAACUCAAUAGAUACUCAUCGAUCGAUAGUUGCAACCUUCACUUUAGUGUCACUGUCUUUUCAUAGACAAAUUAAGAAAGAAGCUGAACAACACAAACUAAAUUAGUUUAUCACCUCUGCCUAGGUUAAUACCAAUAAUUAAUAAUUUAAAUUGCUAUUGUAAAUAACACAAACUAAUCUAAUUGGAUUCCUUCAAAUAAUCAAUGAAGAGAAAAUCAAACAAUGGUCGCUUUUACACAAAUAAGUCUUAGUUGUUUUUAAUCAGUUAGCUAUAGUUAUAUCGCAUAAUGCUUAAACAAAAUAUUAGUUUUCCUAAUGUUUCAUAGUAACCGACAUACUGAUUCGUGAAUAGUUACAGUUUUAAUUAGAGUAAUACAUAUAUCAAAGAGCUGUUGAAAUGAGAUAAAAUAUAUGAGUACAUACUAA
This is a messenger RNA of Topomyia yanbarensis, 6604 nucleotides long. It is a transcript of the gene spir, whose product is annotated as protein spire. Gene Ontology annotation, biological process: Golgi vesicle transport; actin filament polymerization; actin filament network formation. The transcript is spliced from 17 exons. The coding region runs from base 1210 to 4539 and encodes 1109 amino acids. Gene Ontology annotation, cellular component: cytoplasmic vesicle membrane; cell cortex. The record is from RefSeq and is a predicted model, not a curated record. NCBI's taxonomy places the organism in Eukaryota, Metazoa, Arthropoda, Insecta, Diptera, Culicidae. Gene Ontology annotation, molecular function: actin binding.